This is a messenger RNA of Cuculus canorus (common cuckoo), 7495 nucleotides long. It is a transcript of the gene KSR2, whose product is annotated as kinase suppressor of ras 2. The record is from RefSeq and is a predicted model, not a curated record. Gene Ontology annotation, biological process: protein phosphorylation. NCBI's taxonomy places the organism in Eukaryota, Metazoa, Chordata, Aves, Cuculiformes, Cuculidae. The coding region runs from base 4 to 2988 and encodes 994 amino acids. The transcript is spliced from 21 exons. Gene Ontology annotation, molecular function: protein kinase activity; ATP binding.
GCGAUGGAUGAGGACAACAUGACGAGGAGCGAGGAGCAGCAGCUGAGUCUGCAGAAGGCGCUGCAGCAGUGCGAGCUGGUCCAGAACAUGAUCGACAUCAGCAUCUCCAACCUGGAGGGGCUCCGCACCAAGUGCGCCGCCUCCAACGACCUCACGCAGAAGGAGAUCCGCACCCUGGAGAGCAAGCUGGUCAAGUACUUCAGCCGGCAACUGUCCUGCAAGAGGAAGGUGGCCUUGCAGGAGCGCAAUGCCAAGCUGGAGGGCUUCCCACAGCUCCUGCACUGGUUCCGCAUUGUUGACAUCCGCAAGGAGGUGAUGGAGGAGAUUGCCCCCGGGCAGCUGAGCUUGGAGGAGCUGCUGGACAUGACCGACGAUCAGGUCUGUGCGACUGUGGAGAAGUUUGGAGCCAACAGCGAGGAGUGUGCCCGUCUGAACGCCUCCCUCUCCUGCCUGCGCAGCGUCCACAAGUCUGGUGGCAGCCUCUCCAAGCAGGAUUGGACCAUCCAGUGGCCGACAACGGAGCCAGGGAAGGAGAACAGCCCCGGUUGCCAGCCGGAGCCGGGGCAAUGGGGCAGGACGCACCUCUCGCCGAGCCCCAAGGUCCAACCCAAGUGUGGGCAGCAUCACUGCCAUGCGGGCUCUCCCCACGGACCCAUGUACACCCACGUGGACCGGCUGACUGUGGAAGGUCACCCAGGGCUGUGCCCACCCCUGGAGUCCGGCCACCGCUCUCUGCCGCCCUCCCCACGCCAGCGACACGCUGCUCACACCCCUCCACGUACCCCCAACAUCGUGACAAUGAUGACACCACCAGGCACGCCACCGGUCCGACGGAGGAAUAAACUGAAGCCUCCUGGGACGCCUCCACCCUCGUCACGCAAACUGAUCCAUCUCAUCCCUGGCUUCACCGUGCUUCACCGGAGCAAGUCCCACGAGUUCCAGCUGGGGCAUCGCGUGGACGAGGCACACACCCCCAAAGUCAAGAAGAAGAACAAGCCCUUGAACCUCAAGAUCAACAACACUGUGGGAAGCUGUGAGAACAUCCCUGCACAGCGUUCCCCCCUCCUCUCCGAGCGUUCCCUGCGCUCCUUCUUUGUGGGGUAUCCACCUUUCCUUCCUUCCACCCCUCCCGUCCACACCGAAGCCACCUUCUCAGCAAAUACGCUGUCAGUGCCUCGCUGGUCCCCGCAGAUCCCCCGUCGAGAUCUAGGAAACUCGAUAAAACACAGGUUUUCCACCAAGUACUGGAUGUCUCAGACCUGCACCGUCUGCGGGAAGGGAAUGUUGUUCGGCUUAAAAUGCAAAAACUGCAAGCUCAAGUGCCACAACAAAUGCACCAAAGAGGCCCCUCCGUGUCACCUGCUGAUCAUCCACCGCGGAGGGAGACGAACCGUUCGGGGCGAGGCAGAUUUGCAUUGCAAACCACUUCCACCCACCCUUCCCCUGCCUCCUUUUCUUUUCAGAUUCCCCACCGCACGGGCAAGGUUAGUCCGGACAGAGUCGGUGCCCUGCGAUAUCAACAACCCUUUGCGGAAACCCCCCAGGUAUUCAGACUUGCACAUCAGCCAGACACUCCCCAAAACCAACAAACUCAACAAGGACCACAUCCCGGUGCCCUACCAGCCAGACUCCAGCAGCAACCCCUCCUCCACCACCUCUUCCACACCCUCCUCGCCGGCUCCACCGCUGCCACCCAGCGCGACACCCCCGUCCCCCCUGCACCCCUCGCCGCAGUGCCCGCGCCAGCAGAAGCAGCUCAACUUGCCAGGUACCGUGAGCUGCCCACCUCCACACCUGCCUGAUGCACGAGCCCUGGGGUGUCCUCAGGCUUCCCAUUACUACAAGUACAAGCAGCAGUUCAUUUUCCCGGACGUGGUGCCUGAGACGCCGACACGAGCCCCGCAGGUGAUCCUCCACCCUGUCAACUCCAACCCCAUCCUGGAAGGAAACCCGCUGCUUCAAAUUGAAGUGGAGCCCACCUCAGAGAAUGAAGAAGGCACUGAGGAAGUACAGGAGUCCGAGGAUGACUUUGAAGAGAUGAACCUCUCGCUCCUCUCCGCGCGCAAUUUUCCCCGCAAGGCCAGCCAGACCAGCAUCUUCCUCCAGGAAUGGGACAUCCCCUUCGAGCAGCUGGAGAUCGGCGAGCUCAUCGGCAAGGGCCGCUUCGGGCAGGUCUUUCACGGGCGCUGGCACGGCGAGGUGGCCAUCCGCCUCAUCGACAUCGAGCGCGACAACGAGGACCAGCUGAAGGCCUUCAAGAGGGAGGUGAUGGCUUACCGGCAGACCCGGCAUGAGAACGUGGUGCUCUUCAUGGGAGCUUGUAUGAGCCCUCCCCACCUCGCCAUCAUCACCAGCCUGUGUAAAGGACGGACUCUCUACUCGGUGGUGAGAGAUGCCAAAAUCGUCCUGGAUGUCAACAAGACGAGGCAGAUAGCGCAAGAAAUUGUGAAGGGAAUGGGCUACCUGCACGCCAAAGGGAUCCUUCACAAGGACCUCAAGUCAAAAAAUGUUUUCUAUGACAACGGGAAGGUGGUGAUCACAGACUUUGGCCUCUUCAGCAUCUCGGGAGUUCUCCAAGCGGGCAGGCGGGAGAACAAGCUGCGGAUCCAGAACGGCUGGUUGUGCCAUCUUGCCCCCGAGAUCAUCCGCCAGCUCUCGCCGGACACUGAGGAGGACAAGCUGCCCUUCUCCAAGCACUCGGAUGUCUUUGCACUGGGCACCAUCUGGUACGAGCUGCACGCACGGGAAUGGCCCUUCAAGACGCAGCCAGCAGAGGCGAUAAUCUGGCAGGUGGGAAGUGGGAUGAAGCCCAACCUCAGCCAGAUCGGGAUGGGCAAGGAGAUCUCGGACAUCCUCCUCUUCUGCUGGGCCUAUGAGCAAGAGGAGAGACCUACCUUCACCAAGCUCAUGGAUAUGCUGGAGAAACUGCCAAAGCGCAACCGUCGCCUUUCCCACCCUGGGCACUUCUGGAAGUCAGCAGAGCUGUGACAGGAGGAGUUAAGGGACGGUGCCUUCCUCCCCCCAGCAGUUCUCCUCUUCCUUCCAACUUCCCACCCUGUGCUACGGAGGAGCAGUGGACGCCGUGAGCAGACAGCAGGACGGGAAUGAGCCUCUUCCCCUGCAGCAUCUCACCCUGGGAAGCCUCUCUGGAGGAGCUGAGCUGGCGGCCGAGCCUCAGAGAGCCCUCGGGACACCCAGCUGUGGUGGGAUGGGGAUGGUGGGUGGCUCUGAAUGCACGUGAGGUCAAGUCUUGAGUGUGUUCCCCACCGAGCAGGGGCAACCCAUGAGGCAGACGGCUUCAAUUUCACCCGAGGGCUCCUCUGGUCCUGGUCAGCGUGGUCAGUGCUCAUGAUGCUCAGCUGGGGACAGGUUGCUUUGUUCUUGAUGGGUUUAUUUAAUUUCCUUCAUUUUUUCUUACUGAAAAAAAAAGGGGGAAAUGUUGCUGAUUCAUAAGUUUAGCAACUGGAGCCUGCCGGGGCCAGCGAGUGCCGCUGCUAUUAGCUGCCCCCCACAGGGAAAUGCAUCUGCAGAGCCAGAGCUGGAGGAGUCCUGCUCCCCGGCACCUCAGCAGCCCUGUAAUGGGCUGUGGUGACCUUUCAGAAGUGGCUUCUCUACCUCCCGGCCAUGCCCACUUAUGCUCCCUCCCCCAGGUCUCCCUAUCGGCAGGGUGCAUCUUCACAUUCCUGUUAAUUUAGCUGUUUGCCUUCGCAUGUAUCUAAUCAGUGAGCCUUUCCCUCUCACCCUCCUCAGCGCUGCUUUGCUUUUGGCUUUGACCUUCGCUCCUGAAGUCACUGCCAAAGCCUUGGGGUUGGGGAUGCUGUGGAGCUGAGCAGAGCGGGAUCGACUAUGGUUGGGACCUUUCCCCUCUCCCAUUGCCUCCCCUGAGCUCAUGGCCGGAGGGAUGCGGAUGGACUCUGGUUGUACAGAGUAAGCAUCUCCCUUCCCAGCCCCCCCAUGGAAGCUAUGUUGUCUCAGCAUCCCUCCCCAACCAAGCACUCAUGCCCAGGACCGUUUUCCCCUGCAUAUUCAUCUCCAUCAACCAAAUCCCGGACCUCCCCGGAGAGAUGCUCUUUGGACAGUGUCUCGGAGCCGGUGUUGCCAUCUGAAUACCAUGUGCUGGUAUCUCCCUCUCUUCAUCAGUUUGGAUGGGGCCUCGAGCCCAUUAGAUGAGCUGUCGAGCGACAGAUGAUAGCAAAUUGCAUUUUCAGGCCUUUAUUGAGCGUAAUUGCUUGACAGGAACCAUUCUGAAUAAUUCAAUCCUAGUCUAAGUUAGCUUUAAUUUGAAGACAUGACGAAGCUCUGCAAACUAACCAUCCCCAGUUUGUUUGCUGCUCCUCCGAGUCCCAAUUGCCGGCGUUUGAACUGGUUUAGCAUAAGUAAAUGAAGAUUAGAAACCUAAUUGCAGAUAAGAAGCGAUGUUACUUUAAUUGUAGGGGCAUGUAAGAAGAUGCUUUUAUUUCUUCAAAUUUGCACGCGUGCAUGUGUAUACAGUCUGAAGUGGGCAGGAGCAGGGAGGGGUGAAUCUGGCCUCCAAGUGUACUGACGGAAGGUUGGUCUGGAUGAGUCCCCGGGUGAUGCUUUUGGGGUGUUUGCUGUGCCAUGGAGUCACAUCUCACUCUAAGAUAUUUUGCACAAAGUGGGGAUGAGACCACGUGGGAUGAGCGAGCAUGAGGGUGGCGUGAGCCCUCAUUUGUGCUAAUUGCCUCCUGGUGGUUUGUGGUCUCCUGGGCAUGAUGCUGUAGAACUCAGCGUAGGUGGCUGAGCAUCACCUCAUCGUAAAGGAUGCUCCAUGGCUGCUUGGCCUCUACCUCCUCCACAUCCCACCUCUUCCCACGCUAACACACACUGGCUUCUUCAUCGCCCCCAUCAACAAUGUCCUCUGCUGCCUGUCGUCCCCCAUCCCAACCCUUCCCUGCUGUUUCAUUCCCUCUCCAUCCUCUGUGCGCUCGCACACACGUGCCAUAAAUGUUGCACUAAACCUCAGAGUCUCUCUGAGUUUUCACCGAUGCCUUCGCCCAUGGUGGUCCCAGGGUCUGCGGGAGGGAGCGAACCUCCACUGCUGGAGGUCUCGGCUGCCAGGGGGGCGUGGGGAGGUCUCACCAUGAAAUCACCGGUUCCCAAACGAAGUUCAGAUGGAGCAAGUGCUGUAGAAAUAUACUGUCCUCCUCGCUCGAUGGUUUUGGUUUCUAAGUAGGCAUGAGCUUCCGAAGCGAGCAGUAGCAAGUAGAGUGUGUUGGGAAGAUGAAGGAGGUGGUGCUCAGCACCAGGAGCGGCAAAGUGCUGUAGCCUGAUAGAUGUUGUGUAGGUUUAUGGUGGAAAGUACAACAUCAGUCUUGAAAGACUUACUGUGGCUUUGCUCUCUGUGCCCCAAACCCUCUACUUGCCUGGAAAGUCUCACCUUGGCAUAUUUUCCUGUGGGGUCUCAGCAGCCCUUGGCAGAUGCCAAGGAAAGAAGUGAGCUGAUGAGUGUGCUGGUUUGGUCCUCGUGGGAGCGCGGGACUCUCUGUGGUGGCCUUGGCCGAGUGUUUCUCCCUUGGAUUUUGGGCAUCCAAAAGGAGCUAAGUGCUCCUGGAGCCAACAAAUCUUCCUCCAUCUCCCUCCUUUUUCUCCCCCCUUUUCCCUCACCGUAACGUCUCACAAGCAGAGCCAUUGCACAAUAGUAUCGAUGGAAAAAUAGCUGCCCUGUAUUUAUCAUAAAUUAGCUCAGAAGAGCAGCUCCUUCCCUUCCAUUCAGCACAGCAACGGUUGUUUAUGCAGCCGUGUUAUUUGCAUCAUGCCUUCUUAUUUUUGAAAGUCUUAAUUAUUAAAAAAAAAAAACCCAAUAACCCCAAACCAACAAAUCUUAUCUUUUUUUCUUGUUGUUGUUCUUUGUUUUUUUUGACUCCAGCUUUGUGCGGAGAUGUGGGGUUUUUUUUUUUCCUCAGUUUAAAAAUAUCCAGCCCUUCAGCAGGGAGAGAAUGUAGGAGAAACUCUCCACAAUGCCCUCUAAUAGGAGAUCCGAAGGAGCGAGAAAGUCCAUCCGGUGGCUCAGUUUAGCUGCGUGAGCUAGAGGAGAGACAGGGGUUAUUUCCAGACGUGCUGAGCUGAUUUUAGCACAGUGGUGUUUCGAGCAGCAGCUCGAGACAUAAGGAACCAUCCCCAACCUCAGGGUACAUCCUCGGGUUCUUGCAGCGGAGCAGCCCCAGCGAUGCUGUCCUGGUCCAGUCCUCCAGCUCUCAGCUGCUUCAUCCUUUCGCUCCCCCUCCGAGGCCCCUCCCCAAGCUUCCCAGUCCCUGACCUUGCUGCUGUCUGAGUUUUUAUCCGGCAUUUCAGUGCUCACAGGGAACACCACGCUUGGGGCUGGGUGGUGAAAGCACUGCCAGCGGUGGGGUAGUGGUGCUGCACCGGCCCCAAAGCACGAGAUCCUCCUUUGGCUGCUAAAUCACAUCCCCUGAUCCUGCUGCUUCUUCUAUCCCCCUCUUCUUCCCAAAUUACCGGAUUUGAGCCAUGACUGGGUGGUUCCUGGGAAUGAUGAGCUCAGAAUCCAACCUCAGCAACUUUUAUCCAGUGCUUGACCACGGCAGGAGCCGAGACUAUUAAGUUUUUAAGACACACUGUAGGCAGAAAUGAAUGUCUUGGAGGUGGAGGAGGAGCUGCUCAGCCUUUGCCAGAUGCUGUGGAAGGAUUGGUGCCUCCAGCUUGGUCUCUUUGGCCAUGCUCUGUGGCCAUGCGGUGGUGGUGCUGUGAGAUGCUCUCUGCACCUCCAAGUGCCGCAGGGAGCUCCGGGUCGAGCCCGCUGGCGGUCGGCGCUUUACUGGGCACUUUCGCUUUCCUGCUUCCUUUCUUUGCCAUCUAUUUAUUUCAAUUUAUUUUAAUUAAUUUAUUUUUCUUGCAAAUAGUGGUUUUUUGGGGAAGCUUGGUCAGCUGCAAAAGCCGCCUUUAAUUUCCAGUCCCUGUAAAGUACGCUGUGACAUUUUCUUGUACAUAAGGUAUAUAUAAAUAUAUAUACAUAUCUCUAUAUGUAUGUAUAUAGAUAUAUACAUAUAUAACGAGCUCUAAAUCCUGUACAGUUUCAAACUGAACUCGGUGGCCUGCUUUGUUUUCUCUGUGUUAGUUCUGACUGUUGCAGAAUGAGCUGACUUUCAUUUCCCUUUUCCUCUUCCGCUUUUCUUUUUAUAAAUAUAUACAUAAAUAUAUAUAGAUAUAUUUUGUUGUCGUCGUCGCAAAACUCUCGUCACUGGAAAAGAACAGUUGAUUCUGGUGCAAAGAAAAUAAACAAAAAAAAAAAAAGAGAUAUCACCCACUACCCAACAAAAAGAAAUCGCUGAGAAAGGCACGAUGGAUCUCCCCGAUGUAAAUUUGUACAGUAACAUUUAUAACGUUUUCUACACUUGAAGAAAGUAUUUAUAAUUUCAGCUGUCUGACUGAGUGCGAAUCUCUGUGACCUGCAGAAAUGGAUAGCCAUUUGUUCCCGUGGUUUCUCGUGCAGUGUUUGGUGAGGUGACAGUGUAUGAAU